AUGGGCAGAAUUUUCCUUGACUGCAUCUGUGGCACCCGCCUGUUUUCCUGUGAGUACUGUGGCAUGAUCCUGACCAACCGUUCCAAACUCAUCUCCACUUGCUUCACAGGUGCCACCUGCUGGGCAUUCCUUUUUAACAAGGUAGUGAACCUACAAUACAGUGAAGUUCAAGACCGGGUCAUGCUCAUGAACCACCACAUAGUUCGAGAUGUGAGCUGCAAAAACUGCAAUAGCAAACUGGGAUGGAUCUGUGAGUUUGCCACUGAAGACAGCCAGCAUUAUAAGGAAGGCCAUGCGAUCCUGGAACGCACUCUAGUUCAAGAAAGUGAGGGCUUUAAAGAGCAUGUACCAUCUGAUGACUUUUGA
This is a messenger RNA of Chrysochloris asiatica (Cape golden mole), 366 nucleotides long. RefSeq names its product protein yippee-like 5-like. Lineage: Eukaryota; Metazoa; Chordata; Mammalia; Afrosoricida; Chrysochloridae. The record is from RefSeq and is a predicted model, not a curated record. The transcript has a single exon. The coding region runs from base 1 to 366 and encodes 121 amino acids.